GGGCGGGCCAGUGGAGCCGGCGGCCCUGGCACGUGAUCCGGGAGCGGCUCGGUCGCUUGGUGGCUCGGUCUGUCUGUCCGUCCGCGGGUGCCAUCAUGGCGGACGCAGCCAGUCAGGUGCUCCUGGGCUCCGGCCUCACCAUCCUGUCCCAGCCGCUCAUGUACGUGAAGGUGCUCAUCCAGGUGGGAUAUGAGCCUCUUCCUCCAACAAUAGGACGGAAUAUUUUUGGGCGGCAAGUAUGUCAGCUUCCUGGUCUGUUUUGUUAUGCUCAGCACAUUGCAAGCAUCGAUGGGAAGCGUGGGUUGUUCACAGGCUUAACUCCAAGACUGUGUUCAGGUGUCCUUGGAACUGUGGUCCAUGGUAAAGUUUUACAGCAUUACCAGGAAUGUGACAAGGUCGAGGAUUUAGGCUCUGGAAAUGUACAGAAAGAAGUCACACCUUCCUUUGACCAAGUUAUCAAGGAGACAACUCGAGAAAUGAUGGCCCGUUCCGCUGCUACCCUCAUCACACAUCCCUUCCACGUGAUCACACUGAGAUCUAUGGUACAAUUCAUUGGCAGAGAAUCCAAGUACUGUGGACUUUAUGACUCCAUAGUAACCAUCUAUCGCGAAGAGGGCAUCCUAGGAUUUUUUGCGGGUCUUAUUCCUCGCCUCCUAGGUGACAUCAUUUCUUUGUGGCUCUGUAACUCACUGGCCUACCUCGUCAAUACCUAUGCACUGGACAGUGGGGUUUCUACCAUGAGUGAGAUGAAGAGUUAUUCCCAAGCUGUCACAGGAUUUUUUGCCAGUAUGUUGACCUAUCCCUUUGUGCUUGUCUCUAAUCUUAUGGCUGUCAACAACUGUGGGCUUGCUGGUGGAUCCCCUCCUUACUCCCCAAUAUAUACUUCUUGGAUAGAUUGCUGGUGCAUGCUACAAAAAGAGGGAAAUAUGAGCCGAGGAAAUAGCUUGUUUUUCCGGAAGGUCCCCUUUGGGAAGACUUAUUGUUGUGACCUGAGAAUGUUAAUUUGAAGAUGUGGGGCAGGGACAGUGACAUUUCUAUAGUCCCAGAUGCACAGAAUUAUGGGAGAGAAUGUUGAUUUCUAUACAGUGUGGCGCGCUUUUUUUAAUAAUCAUUUAAUCUUGGGAAAAUGGAGGUGUUCAGUGUCUGCCUUUUUUGUUCUUUUUCCCAGCACUACAUAAUUUACCACUGAUGGUCCCCUUCUGUUAUUCUGAAACGGGACGUUUUUGCUCCAGAGUCCUUAUUUAAAUAGGGAAGAAAAAAAAGUUUAAUUUUACAAGAGGUAUAGGCAGGUUUUCAUGUGAUUUGAAUCUUAAUUUUAAAGCUUUGUAAAAUUGUAAGGCUUUCUCAAGAAAGAAAGAAUUCCAUAAAACUUAAGAAAUAUAAUAAGGUAAAUUACUUGGGAGAUUAUUAAUUACCUUUCUUUAGUAGACCCUAAAGCCUCAGCAUCCAUCAGAAUCUGCCUCCCAUUAAAUGCUUCUAAGCACGUUUGAUUAACUCUGUCUCUCAUCCUUCAAAAAAAAAAAAGAAUCUAUUGCUAAAUUACCCUGGAAAAUCUCUCCACUGGGUAUCCUCUCCUUCAGUCUCUUACUGCAAAGUAACAAAUUGUUGCCAACAACAAAAACAAAGGGAAAAUUACAGAGAACAAGCAAGAUUUGGAAAGGAAGCCAUAAUAGCUUCCUCCCUCCCACCCGGCGACCACGCAAAAGAAACUCUUGUCGUAAAAAUAUGAGAAGCAAAUACUGUAGCAGUAGCCUCUUCUGUAAGAGUGAAGUCUUUGUAUAUCAGAUUUUCUGUACAGAUUAUCAUCUUACAAUCUUUUCUUCAGUUUUUAAUUUUCAUUUUUGUUGUUGCAGAAGGUGAGUAAUUUGCUUUUCCUUCCUACCUGGUAAUGCACACUUAGAUCCACAGGGCACUUAGGAUAUUGACCACCUCGCAUGUCAUACUCUCAGGCAUGUUAGCAUUCAUAGGAGAAAAAAAAUACCAUUUUAGAGGGAAAUAAUUUCAACUCAAGCAUAAAGCUCCUAUUUACUCAGGCCUUUAUAAAGCAGGUUCAAAUGCUCUAGGAUGAGAAAGCAUAUGGUUUCACUAAUUUAAUCCACUGGGAUGUUGCCAAAUGACUAAGCACUUAAUUUGCUGCUUCUCACACUUCUCUAUCAAAAGAGCAGCGCCCAUAAUAUUAGAGUGAGCAUGCAGGGGUCUCCUCUCUCCCUCAGGGUUUAGGAAUACAGCCUGAAGCUCAUGAGAAGCCUACCUUGAAAUGUCUUUGAUGUCUCUUAACUGUCUCAAAAAGUAAUGUAAAUUUUAUAUUCUAUUCAAUAUUAUCUGCAUUUGUUUUAAUAUAAAAAUGUUUUGCAUUACCCACUUUUUCCCCCCAAAAAAACCUUCAGUAAAGAUGAUCUAGGAAAAUG
Canis lupus familiaris (dog) is the source of this 2408-nucleotide messenger RNA. RefSeq names its product mitochondrial carrier 2 (gene MTCH2). Lineage: Eukaryota; Metazoa; Chordata; Mammalia; Carnivora; Canidae. Gene Ontology annotation, biological process: positive regulation of apoptotic process. Bases 96 to 1007 code for a protein of 303 amino acids. Gene Ontology annotation, cellular component: membrane; mitochondrion. The record is from RefSeq and is a predicted model, not a curated record. The transcript has 13 exons.